Molecule: messenger RNA, 2739 nt
Organism: Daktulosphaira vitifoliae (grape phylloxera)
Lineage: Eukaryota; Metazoa; Arthropoda; Insecta; Hemiptera; Phylloxeridae
Product: non-lysosomal glucosylceramidase
Exons: 17
Coding region: 220-2664 (814 amino acids)
Biological process (GO): glucosylceramide catabolic process; carbohydrate metabolic process
Cellular component (GO): membrane
Molecular function (GO): beta-glucosidase activity; glucosylceramidase activity; hydroxymethylglutaryl-CoA reductase (NADPH) activity
Source: RefSeq, a predicted model, not a curated record
ACUAUUUAAUGUCGCGUUGUAAAUUUAAUUAAAGAAUAUUUAAUUCCAUAUAGCUAAUAAGAAAGUUUUAGCCUUAUUUUAUCAUCUUAUUACAGAUGAAAUUGCUAUAUUUUUAAGUGUAGUAUUUUACAAUUAACAAAUUUUUUUAAUUAAAUUUGAUAUCCUUUUUUAAAUUAAAAUGGUUAAUUAAUGUGUUUAAUUUAAUUUUAAAUAUUUAAAAUGGCAACAGAAGUUCCUAAAUAUGGCUGGAAAGUUAAUUUUAAUUUUAAAUGUCCUGAUCCAAGAACUGCAAGUUAUGUACCAAGAAUAAAGCAAAUUAUUAAUAUGUUGCCACUUAUUAUUAGAUACAUUGUUUAUAUGAUUAUAUGUUUUAUCAAAGGUAAAAAACCGAUUAUGGAUUUUUAUUCUCCAGUUCAAUCUAAACAUAUGUAUGGUGUACCACUUGGUGGUAUAGGCGGAGGAACAAUUGGUCGUGGUUUCAAAGGAGAAUUUUGUCGUUAUCAAGUUGUUCCAGGAAUGUAUGAAUAUGAAACUAUCCGUGCAAAUCAAUUUAUUGUUAAUGUUCAAAAUUCUGAAAAUAUCACCAUAUAUAAUAAUGUUUUGUCAUCAUUGAAAUGCAACAAUAAAACCUUGUAUAAUUGGAAGUGGGAAUUUCCAGAAAAUCGUGCUCAGUAUACAGGGCUCUAUCCUAGAUCAUGGACUGAAUACUUUAUACCAGAACUUGAUAUUAAAUUGAUCUGUAGACAAGUCUCUCCUAUCAUUCCGAAUAAUUAUAAAGACAGUUGUGUUCCUGGUGGAGUUUUUAUAUGGAAUGUGGAAAAUAAUAGCAUUUAUCAAUAUAAUAUUAGUAUAACAUUCACAUUUGCUAGUGGUAAUGGUGUUUCUUCAUAUAAUACAGAUGAAGCUAAUUGUGAACCAUUUAAUAUAAAUGAAGAUGGAAUGGAAGUUGCUGGUUCACUGAUUCAUAAUUUUUUUAGAAAUAUGAAAUGUACUUAUGUUAUUGGUGGUAUAGUUAAGCAUAAUGGAACUUUUAGUCAAGCAAAUUUUGAUCCUAAUAGUAAUGGAAUUUCUAUAUCAAAAAGUUUAAAGUUAUUUGGAGAACUUAAAGCUAUAGAGAUUGAUCACAAUAAUAUGUUUAUGAAAAAUAAAGAAGUUGCUAGUGCAAUUUGUAUUAAAAAAUGUGUAAAACCACACAUAUCUGAAGACUAUGAGUUUGGAUUAUUUAUAGAUAUGCCUAAAAUAAAAUUCCCAGCAUCAAAUAUUGAGUAUUUAAGGUAUUACACUAAGUUUUUUGGAUGUGAUAAUAAAACAGGUCCUAAAAUAUGUCAUUACUCUAUGAAAAAAUAUAAGUUUUGGGAAGAAGAAAUUGAAAAAUGGCAAAACCCUGUUCUCAAAAAUGUAUUAUUACCAGAUUGGUAUAAAAGUGCUAUAUUCAAUGAAUUGUAUUAUAUUGCUGAUGGAGGUUCUGUUUGGCUAUUACCUACUAAAGAAGAUUAUAAUCAUUUAGAUGUUUCUGAUCCAAGAUUUGAAUAUGGAUAUUUUGGAUACUUGGAAGGUCAUGAAUAUCGUAUGUACAAUACAUAUGAUGUUCAUUUUUAUGGUUCUUUUGCAUUAGCAACACUUUGGCCUAAGUUACAAUAUUGUAUUCAGUAUCAAAUUCGUGAUACAAUCAAUGAUACUUUGCAAAUUUCAAGAAAACAUUUAGUUAAUGGUGUUGUUGGUUUGCGAAAAUAUAAACAUAGUGUACCACAUGAUUUAGGAGAUCCUGAGGAAGAUCCAUUUAAUUUAAUCAAUGCUUACUUGGUUCAUGAUGUAUCUGAAUGGCGAGAUCUAAAUUUAAAAUUUGUGUUGCAGUGUUAUAGAGAUUACACUUUGUUUAAAGAUAAAAAAUAUUUAUAUGAUAUGUUUCCACAGAUUGAACAUGUUAUGGAGAGAUCAUUACUUUGGGAUACUGACAAUGAUGGCAUGAUUGAAAAUUCUGGAUCAGCAGAUCAAACUUAUGAUACUUGGAUUAUGACUGGUGUUAGUGCUUACUGUGGAAGUCUAUGGUUAGCAGCUCUUUAUAGUACAAUCCAAAUUGCUAAAAUAUUAGAAUAUGACAAUAUAAUUGCUAAAUAUUCAGAAGUAUUAUUAAAAGCCAAAACAUCAUUUAAUAAUAUUCUUUGGAACGGUGACUAUUAUGAUUUUGAUUCAUCAGGGCAAUACCACUCAAAAUCUAUCAUGGCUGAUCAAUUAUGUGGUCAGUGGUAUUUAAAAUGUUGUGAUGUUGAAGAAGAAGUUUUCCCAACUGAUCAAGUGUUAAAAGCACUUUCAACAAUAUAUAAAUUUAAUGUACAAGGGUUCAAUGGAGGUACAAUGGGAGCAGUUAAUGGUAUGAUGCCUAAUGGAAAUCCAGAUACAUAUACAAUUCAAAGUGAAGAAGUUUGGACUGGUGUUACUUAUGCUUUAUCUUCAUUAAUGAUCUCACAAGGAUUAAGAGAAGAAGGAUUUAAUACAGCUAAAGGAAUAUAUGAUACUGUAUAUAAUAGUAUCGGUAUGGCUUAUGAAACACCUGAAGCAUUUUAUUCACAAAAGGCAUAUCGUUCAGCUGGCUACAUGAGGCCACUCAGUAUAUGGUCAAUUCAACUAGCUUUAGAAAAUAUCAGUAAAAAAAUAAAAUCUUAAGUAUUAUUUUUUUAUUUAUUUGAAGCAUGUCUAAGCAUAAAAGUUAAAAAAUAAAGUAUAAAACAAAGAUAGUAA